Molecule: messenger RNA, 972 nt
Organism: Heterobasidion irregulare TC 32-1
Lineage: Eukaryota; Fungi; Basidiomycota; Agaricomycetes; Russulales; Bondarzewiaceae
Product: glycoside hydrolase family 18 protein
Exons: 10
Coding region: 1-972 (323 amino acids)
Biological process (GO): carbohydrate metabolic process
Molecular function (GO): hydrolase activity, hydrolyzing O-glycosyl compounds
Source: RefSeq, a predicted model, not a curated record
AUGGUCUCUCUCAAAUCUACGAUGAUUCGUGUACUUGCUGCUGUUCAUAUUCUCGCUCACCUUGUGGGUGAUGUGUACUCAGCGGACACAGACCAUGAGCUCGCAGCUAGGGCAACUCCAACCGCCCCCCACUUCGUCUUGUACAGUGACCAAUGGGUCUCGGGUGAGAAUGGCCCCCCUGAUGCAUCUGUAAUUUCGGGGUUCAACGUCUUUAUACUCUCCUUCCUGCUUAUUUCGGGUCCCGCAGACCAAGCAUUGGAGUGGCAGCUCAUAUCCGCUUCUGAUCGGGCAGCCAUCAAAUCGCAGUAUGCCGCUGCAGGGAUCAAACUGCUCGUUUCGGCAUUCGGUUCUACCGAUGCCCCUACCUCGACCGGUGCUGAUCCUGUGGCGACAGCGAAUACUAUGGCAGCUUGGGUUAUUGAGUAUGGCCUCGAUGGCAUUGACGUCGAUUAUGAAGAUUUCAACGCAUUCGAUGGCUCAGAUGCAACUGCAGAGCCUUGGUUAGAAUCCUUCACGAAGCAACUUCGUCUGAAGCUCCCUCAAGGGCAAUAUAUCCUCACUCAUGCCCCUGUGGCGCCUUGGUUCCAGCCUAACGUUUGGAGUGGUGGAGGCUACCUUGCCAUCGACCAGAGCGUCGGAAGCCUUAUUGACUGGUACAAUGUUCAAUUCUACAAUCAGGGUUCGAGUCAAUACACCACCUGCAACAAUCUUCUUACCACUUCUGGCGGAACAUACCCAGACUCCUCUGUCUUUGAAAUCGCUGGCAACGGCGUGACAUUGAACAAGAUUGUCAUUGGGAAGCCCGCGACCUCCGGAGACGCGGAUUCAGGAUACAUGGCGCCUUCCACUCUUGCCGGGUGUGUGAACACGGCCAAGAACCAAGGAUGGGAUGCCGGUGUCAUGACUUGGGAGUAUCCUAAUGCUGCGGCGGCAUGGAUCAAGACAGUCCGUGCUCAAGCCUGGGCCGAGUAG